ACGACUCCCUCCCCCUCACUAGCAGCUACGACCACCGCCUCCGAUUUCUCCUCUCAUCUCGGUCGCCGUUCCGGGAGAUGGAGGGGUUCGAGGAGAACUACGAGCGCGGCAGCCGAAUCCCCCACACCUUCCGCGCGACCAAACCCUUCUUCCUCCUCGCUUGCAAGCGAUCCAGCGACGCGCUCUCUCCUCCUCCCUCCUCCAAGUGUCCUCGAAGGGUUCCGCUAUCCGAGAUCAAGAAUGGGUGUUCGACGCCCCCGAUGAACCCCACACCUCGGAGUUGUCAUCGAGGUUCGAUCGUUUCUCCGUCUAGCAGCGUGAUCGACGAGGAUUUCGAUGAGGCGUUCCUGCGGGACGUAGACGCCCUCUGCGAAGAGAGGUCCACGGCCAAGAAGGAGAGGCCGAGCGAGGAGAACGGGAAAGCUUCCUGGAGGCGUGUGGUGGAUAGCUGCGAGGAGUUGGAUUUGGACCUGCAGGGAAGUCUCAAUAGGGAUGCCGGCGAUUGGCCCGUGCAGCAGCACAAGUACUGGGAUUAUUUGAAAUCCCUUAACCAUGCACAGAGGGAAGCGGCUUGCAGCGACGUCUCUGUCCCGUUGAUGAUCGUAGCAGGACCUGGAAGUGGAAAGACGUCAACAAUGGUUGGGCGGGUGUUGACACUGCUCAAAGAGGGGAUUGGCCCUUCGAACAUUCUUGCAAUGACAUUCACCACUGCUGCUGCAUCGGAGAUGAGGGAUCGGAUACGAGCAGUGGCUGGAAAAGAGGUCGCAACAGACCUUGAAAUUAGCACGUUCCACUCGUUUUGUUUGCAGCUCUGCAGGAGACAUGCAGAAAAGUUGGGCCGCACCCCUGAGUUCCUAAUAUAUGGACCAGGGCAACAAAGGCGGGCUGUUAUUGAGGCCUUGCGUAUAAUGGAGAAUGAUCAAAACAGUGCACAAGAAACUACAGUUCAGAAGUUUGAAGAUCUUCCUAGUACUGAUAUUGCCAAAUCUUUAAAGGAAAAGUCAAAAAAGUGGCUAAAGUUUGUUACACAGGCUAAGGCUUCUGGCAGAGCAACUGAAGAAUGUGAUAAGAUUGGUGAUGAAAUUGGAGCUAUGAUCCUCAGACACUAUGAUGAAAUUCUUACCUCUUGCAAUGCUUUGGACUAUCAUGAUUUUAUUAGCUCUUCUGUAAAGCUACUCACUGAUUUUCCUGAAGUGUACAAUGAGUGCUUGAACACUUGGAAGGCCAUAGUUAUAGAUGAGUUUCAAGAUACAAGUUCGAUGCAGUAUCGUCUUUUAAGAAUUCUAGCUUCUCAUAAUCGUGUGACGAUUGUAGGUGAUGAAGAUCAGUCUAUAUUCAGUUUCAAUGGUGCUGAUGUUUGUGGUUUUGACUCCUUCCGGAAAGAUUUUCCCACUCACAGAGAGAUUAGAUUAAACAAGAAUUACCGAUCUACCCGGUGCAUAGUUGAGGCAGCAUCAGCUGUUAUACUGAAUAACAAUAAACGUUGCCAUAUUAAGCAAGUUGAGACUGAUAAUUCCACCGGGAGCAAGAUUAUUGUUAUGGAAUGCCACAAUGAAGAGGCACAAUGUGCUUUUGUUGCUGAUAAAAUUUUAGAAAUCGCAUCAGAUGGCCAGAAUGCUGACUGUUCCUUUGGCAAUGUUGCAAUACUUUAUCGGAGACAAGUUUCUGGUAGAGCAUUUCAGAUGUGCUUUCGCAACAGGAAAAUACCCUUUAAUUCUCAUGGGGUGGCCUUUUAUCGGAAAAAGGUAAUAAAGGCUAUUAUGGCAAUACUCAGAACCACAUUUCCUGACUGUGAUGAUGGUCCAUUUCGCCAAGCCUUCAAGGCACUUUUACCUGGUGAUAAAGAAGAAAAGAAAAUGGUUGUUGAUUAUGUUGAAAGGAUUUCCUCAGCAAGGAAAUGUAGCUUCCAAACAGCUGCAAACGACAUCUUUCAUGCAAAGGUUUCGGGUACCUUCAAAAGGUCUCGGCUUACUCAAGGACGGAAAGUCUUGUCUGCAUUAGAUAUGCUAUCCAAACUUGUAAGAAGAGAACCAUCAAUUUCAAUGGUCAUCACUUCUGCAGCAAAUAUGUUACCUCAGAAAUAUCUUCUUGAAAAACGUGCUGUAGUUGAUGUAGAAGGAGGGAAGUUGCUGAAUGAGGACAAUGAUCUAAGAUCUGUAGUUCAGUAUUUAAUGGAUGAUGUGUCGGAUUUCUUGUCCAUGCAUUUCACUAACAAAGACGUUCAAAAUUUGAGUAAACAAGAAGGUUGUGGGAGCAUUCUGAAGUCCUUUAUUGACUUCAUAACCAUGAGGGAAACUGAAAACUUUCGCUUCCGAAGGCAAGAAAAUAAAAACUCAGUAACUUUGACUACUAUUCAUCAGUCAAAAGGUCUAGAAUGGGAUGUAGUUUUCAUUGUGAAGGCAAAUGACAAUGAGAUUCCUUUGCUUCAUGAGUAUAAUGGCAUUGUCCAUGGUGGGACCACUCUUGAGGAGGAACGAAGGCUUCUAUAUGUUGCAAUGACUCGUGCUAGGAAGAAGUUGUAUGUUGUGUACAUCAUUAUGGAUUCCAACUGGCAGUUGUUGCAACCUUCACGAUUCCUCAAAGAAAUUCCAGGCCACCUUCUUGAGAUACAGGGUGAGGCAAUCUCCAAAGACCUGGCAAUUUCUAGUAGAAACAUUUCUAAUUCAUUGGGAUACGAAAUUUCACAUGAAACAAUUCAUGAAAAUGGUAGGACUCCUGAUGAUAUUUCAGAAAGUGUUGAAGGAUUCUCUGAGAUAUGCCUUGGCAACCAAUUUCUGAAGAGCAGGUUCAACUUGGAAGAGAGAUCCAUUGUCUCUAGUUUAUUCCAUCAAUGGGCAAAAAGGCCUGCAUUUCAUCAUCCAAACCGGUUGCUUGACAAGAUUGGGUUUGUCGUUGAUGAACGUUUAAGGAACAAGACAUACAAACACAAGGAUGUUAUGCGAAUUCUCAAAUCUUGCUUGAAGGGUGAUGAAACACUUCAAUAUGCUCAAUAUGUUAUUAAGUGGGAACAAAUACCUGUUGGGCUACGUGCACAUUUAAAUAGAGAAAAACAGGAACAUUUCCAAAAACAAAGAAUCGAGAACUCUAUGGGAUCAUUCAAAGCUACACCUAAACAGAUCUCUUAUCUGCAGAAUCUGGGAUGCACAAUUAAUCCUACUUCACGUCUUCAUGCAUCACGUUUGAUCGAACAGUAUAGGUCCUUGUGAAAGGCUGCAUUCUUUGAAGUUUUUGAGGUGAAGCAUAAAUAGGAAAAAAGGAUGAUAUGGCAUCAUUUGGAAUUGCUUCAAACAACUUGCAACCACGGAGAGGAGCAGAGGAGCACACCACCACUAUUCGUUAGACGCCCUUCAGUAGAAGGUCUUGGUCGAUCUGGUGGCGUGCUGACUUCAUGACCAACCCGAAGAAACCAGCAGAGACUCAAAGAACUAAUGUCUACAGAAACUGGGAAAUAAACCAUCAAAGUAAGUUAAGGUGGGAGGCUCGGGCAUUGCCAUCUUCUGCAAGUGUGAUGAAGCUUAUAAACCAGAGAUUCCUUUAACAGUGCCAAAAUUUAUGGGGUUGGAAGAUAGCCCAGUUGGUGAAGAUAUCUUUGCUCCCAUCAUGGUAUUGUGGUGGGGAUGUGAACCUUUGCUUUGCUUUGCUUGCAAUAAAAGAUGCAAUCAUCAUUUCGCCAUAACACUUUUCUCAAGCAACGCCACACUUUUCUUCCUCCUGUUCGAGAGCGCCAUCAGCAGCUCAUAACAAGCAAAAAGGAAGCGUCACAGAUGUUUCCAGUUCAGAGUGAUAUGGCCAGUUAGGUCAGCUUAGUAUUUUCCAGAGUGGUUGGGUUUGGAAACUAGUCUUUGUUUGCCAUUGCAAAGAUAAGAUAUGUGGAGAUACUUUGCUUCCCUUGCGGCCAAAUUGCCGUGAACUGGAUUUGCCGGUGACAGCAACUUGUUGUAAUCUUGUGCCUGGUUGUUUCACAAGAUGACAAGUUAACAAAUAGGUUUGACGUGACAAGUUUCCUUCCACCGAACGCCAAACACUCGAUCGCCUCGUAGGCUCAUCGGAUCUGGAAACAAUACCGUCGUGAUGGGGAGAGAGACAGAGAGAGAGCGGACACAUGGGGUUUUUAAUGCAUAAAAAGGCUGGAGGUGGUGAGAGAGCGAGACAUGCUGUUGAAGGCACCACCAGAAAUCCUUACAGCUAUUGCAGCGUCCUUCCUCUCCAAGCUUUGCUGGCCUCUCUUUGUCUCUCCACUGUUCCGCCCUAUAUUAUCACCGAACCUCCCCACUCUUGCCUCUCAUCGACCAAAAUCACAAGCACGCCUUCUCUACGGCUCUUCCUCUCGCCAGUAGCCCACUCAGAGGCAGUGAGAGAGAGAGAGAGAGAAGAGGGGUGAGCAAUGGCUUCCCGUGCGCCCGCUCUGGCUCUAGCCAUCUCCUUCGCCCUCCUCGCCACCUGCAUCGCCCAGUCCCCGGCUUCGUCCCCCACCGCCACCCCUCCACCCGCCUCGUCCCCUCCUCCCGCCGCCGCCCCUCCUCCAGUCGCCACUCCGCCUCCCGCCACCCCUCCUCCAGUCGCCACUCCGCCCCCCGCCACCCCUCCUCCAGUCGCUACUCCGCCUCCCGCCACCCCUCCUCCCGUCGCCACUCCACCCCCGGCCAUGGUCCCCACGGCGUCGCCGCCCCCUGCACCUGUCGCUCCCACGGUAGCUCCUACUCCUUCCACGCCGACGACCCCUUCGCCGGCUCCCGCGACGAAGUCGCCCUCGUCGUCGCCGUCUCCUAGUCCCACCACUCCCUCUGCGCCAGCGCCGGCGCCGACUACCUCGACUCCUGCCGACGGCGGUUCAGGGGCUUACGUGCAUGGGGUCAGCAUGGGAGUGGUCGCGUUGCUUGGAGGAGUCGCGUUGCUUAUGUAGAGACUAGAAAGUGCCGUUUGACGUUGGUGCCAUCGAUUUUUGUGCUUUGAUUGAGUUCAUGGAUUCUAUGUAUUAUUUGGUGUAAUAACUAUUAUCUACAUUUCAUUCUUCCUCGUUCUUCA
Molecule: messenger RNA, 5025 nt
Organism: Musa acuminata AAA Group (dessert banana)
Lineage: Eukaryota; Viridiplantae; Streptophyta; Magnoliopsida; Zingiberales; Musaceae
Product: ATP-dependent DNA helicase SRS2-like protein At4g25120
Exons: 30
Coding region: 78-3206 (1042 amino acids)
Biological process (GO): recombinational repair
Cellular component (GO): nucleus
Molecular function (GO): hydrolase activity; ATP binding; DNA binding
Source: RefSeq, a predicted model, not a curated record